AUGACACAUUUAAGUGAUUUUUCAUAUCUGCAAAGAUGUGCAUUAGAAGUAUAUAUGGGAGUAUUUCUAUUCUAUAGAGUUUGGUCGAAUGAUAGAAUGCGAUGUCUACAUCCCAAGAGAAUUUUCGCUGGCGAAUUGAGAAGUAUCAUCACAGUACUGUAUAUACUAAUGCUGGUGAUGCAGACAUCGUGGGAUGUCGUGUCGACAUGGAUCAAAUACACCGAGAAAUUCAUCGUCAUUCCAGGCACAGACAAAAUCAUCUCUAAACCGUUCGACUACUGGUCCAAGGAACAUCAGGAUGUUGCUCAGGCCAUGGAUUAUGUAGAAUGUGUCAACCUGUCUAUGCAAACCGGCGUCUUUUUCCUCCUGCAGUGCUUUUGGAACUAUCUUUCCAAUACUGUAGCCAAAAAGUCCUUUAUGAGUUCUUGGGAGUUCAAAUUUUACAUCUUUUGGGCUUUGGGCAGCGUAGCCGUUUUCCCAAUUCUGCAAUGGUACUACAGAAAUGAUGAAAGCUUGAGAGAGACAGCUCCUCAAUUAGCUUACUCUAUUGAGGUGCUCAUCACAUCAUUGCUGGGCAUCCGCUCUGACCGUAGAUUCAGACGUAUCCUCAACAUUUCUCGUAAUUUAAAGCAUGGCGGUGCAGCCAUUGUUGAGAAGCUUGCCUACUUUAAGGACAUGAACAUCUACCUCACGACUGUUCUCUUUUUUUACGCUCUCAGUCUUGGUACUCUUUGUGUCGAUGGCUUGACCGCUUCCAAGACUAUCAACUCCAACAAAUUUGCAUCCGAUUUAUUGAUUGCCAACUGUAAUACAGCAUCUGUGCUGAUGUGGAUUGUUGGUAUUUCUAUUUUCCAUCCUCGUCGUUCUAACGCAGACAUUGAAGCUAGUGUUGACUCAAGGAGUAUGACUACGACUACGCAAGGCCGAUUCCAUCAGCCUACAUCUACUAAUGACAUUGAGAACAACCACACAAAUAGCAUGAGAUUUAAUGAAAAUAAAAAUGCUGGCAACCUUCGUUUUGGUACCAACAAUUCGACUGUGAUGGCAAACGAUUCGUCUACAUUGUACGAGCCCACUUCAAGGGAACUGAUAAACGGCAGCAACGGUAGCUUCCUGAGACCCAUGUCUCCUGUCGAAGUAGACCACCCUACCAUCGGCAAUGAGCAGCGUUCGUUCACACCUACCAAUCACUUUACACCUACCACUGCCAACCGCAACGUCUCCAUUGAUGAUCCUUAUAGUAACCAUGCAAUCAACUUUACCAUGAUGGAACCUAUCAAUAACAAAAAGUUCAACACAGUGCAGCAGCAAUCAUCCGUUGCAGGAAGAGACUCAUAUGAAGCAUCGUAUCGAUCUGCAUCUCCCAAACAACAACACCGCCAAGAUUAUCCCAUGCAAACCAUGAGCGGUGCUGCUAUCAGUCAUCAUGAUGAUUUCAAAUUUGACCCUCUUCAGGAUGACCAAGCAUUUGACUACAUGCAAACACCCACAAAGGCCAAAACUAACAAUACAAGCAAUUACUUUUAA
Mucor velutinosus is the source of this 1527-nucleotide messenger RNA. RefSeq lists its product as uncharacterized. The coding region runs from base 1 to 1527 and encodes 508 amino acids. NCBI's taxonomy places the organism in Eukaryota, Fungi, Mucoromycota, Mucoromycetes, Mucorales, Mucoraceae. The record is from RefSeq and is a predicted model, not a curated record. The transcript is spliced from 9 exons.